AUGACUGCCAUGACAGUAGCAGUCGUGCCAGGUCGCUCCCUAGGCCCCUUCGCGCUUGGCGCAUCGCUCCACGAGAUCCUUGGCCUUGUUAAAGAUGACAGACAGCAAUACCCAGCAAUCGACCUGCACUACUCCCAAGCCGAACCUCUUGUGUCCCCAGUCGUCGUCACCCUUCCCGGAAACGGCAUCCGCAUGCGCUUCGAUGGUGCAGACCAACGUCUCCGCUUAAUCGAAGUGCAAGACUUCAGCAAGAUCAGACUGCAACAUAAAGGCAGUGACCUCAUCAAAAACCAUGACGAUACGGCGCAUUCGGCAGGACCAGUCUUCAAGCGGGUGUACUCGCUCUUCGGACCAUCUUAUCCUGGAGAGUACGCUCCACCGAAAGAUCGCUCGCCGUAUGGCGCGUACGUGCUAUCGUGGCCUGGUGUAGCUUUCAACUUCCCACUGCUGCAUUCGGCUUGGUCAGAAGAGAAAGAUCAUGUCUCAUUGCUCGGAUCGCACGUCGCUUCGGCCGCGACAAGCCUGGCACUCUUCGAGGGCAGGAGCUGGCCGGAAGCACGUCGAGACUUGUUCGUCAAGCAGCCGUCAGGGCCUCGGAUGUCUGCGCUGGCUAGCAGACCUAAGGAAGGUCUGCCGCCGGAGAUUGAAGUAGCGGAGGUACGAGGAGACGGUCGCGUGGACUUCUUUCGACUCAAUCCAGCAUCUGCCUUUCCCAUUACGCUCAACCAGACCACCACUCAGGACCUGAUCAGCGAACUCGGGCCACCCGAUACAACGUAUCGACGCGAGGAAACUGCGCCUCCGACAGAGCAACCAGUCCACCGACGCGCAGGCAGCUCCUCGCGACCCAUGUCAAACGGACGGCCCUACGGAGGUUCACCGUCGAGCUUCUCAUCUACCGGCACAGAUACAUUCGAGACGGACUUCGACUCGAGCAACGCGGAAGAAGACGUGCAUGAUCGCGCUGCAAGGCAGAAGUUUUGGUGCUACUUCAGUCACGGUCUGGAUAUCCUUGUUGGCCCACCGACCGAUCGAGCAUCUAAGACUGGCGAUGAAAUUGUGCAGCGUACUCCACUUCUCGCCAGCACAUCUACCGUCGUGCUCAAGGUUAUCAUACACGGCAAUAUCCCGGGUAGCUAUGCAUUCAACCGGCACAGACGCUUACGCUGGACUAUCAAUCUCCUCGAUCCCACCUCGUCGGCACCAAACACUUCGGGCACGCAUCUUACCUCUGAGCAGAACUUCGACGCCGACAUCAAACCUGCACUCCUCUCCGUGUUCUCCGGUACGAGGUCCGAAGGCAAGGUUGUGAACCGGACUUGGUCCGGCGGCGGAAGCUCAAGUGACAGCUCCUUCUUCUUACCAGAUGCUGACGAAGAUGUGGAGGGGAUGGAGAUUGAAGGGGAGAGUGAGAACAGUGAGCAGUGGCUUGGUAACACUAAGCUUUAUGCGUUCCCAGGGCUGGUGUUUGAGGUGCUGGAGAAUGGGUGUGUGAGCGCUUUGACGGUGUGUUGA
This is a messenger RNA of Baudoinia panamericana UAMH 10762, 1515 nucleotides long. RefSeq lists its product as uncharacterized. The transcript has 2 exons. Bases 1 to 1515 code for a protein of 504 amino acids. The record is from RefSeq and is a predicted model, not a curated record. Gene Ontology annotation, biological process: Golgi to plasma membrane protein transport. Lineage: Eukaryota; Fungi; Ascomycota; Dothideomycetes; Mycosphaerellales; Teratosphaeriaceae. Gene Ontology annotation, cellular component: trans-Golgi network.